AUGGGAAUCACAGAAUUUGAUUUGCAACCCCUGAAUAAAAUCAAUGUCCCAUUUGAAUAUGAAAAUGAUGUAUAAUUUUACAAAGAGUCGAUAAUGAAGUAGCAUGAAAAAAGGAGACAAAGAUUAUUAAUCGAAUACAAUGAAUUAAUAAAUUUCAAAUAAAAUCAAAGCCUUCAAACUCCUAAGAUUUUAGUUUAAGGCGAAAAAAUUGAUGAUUCAUAGAGCAUAGAAAGGCAUGAGAAAUUGAUUAAGGUGAAGAAGAUACAAUAAGAACAGAUGGAUAAAUAAUUGUUAAAAUAUUCAUAGAAAGAAUAAUUAAUUGAGUCUCGGAGAAAACAAAUAAAUAGUGAAAGAGAAUUUAGAGCAUAUCAAAAAGAGGUAUUAGACACAUCACGAAUAGAAUUAAUUUAAAGAAAUAAAGCAUAAUUAUCUAAAAUGAUGCAUGAUAAAUAUGAGAAACGCAAAAUGAGUUACGAUGCCAAAUUAUAAAGAUUUGAACUGUCUAAAUAAGCUCAAUAAGUUGUUCCAAGAAAAACAAGAUUUGAUGAAACAGUGGCUAGAUAUUAAAAAAGCGUUGAGGAGAGAAAAUUAAAAGAUUAGGAGAAGUUAAGAAAAUUAGAAGAAAGUAUAGAAAAAGCUAAUACUAAGAAAUAAUCAAAUAUAACAGAAGUUAAGAGAAAAGGUUUGCUUGAAUAACUAAAAAUUGAGGAUGCAUUUUUCAAUAGAGAAAGAUCAUAGCUUGCGAAAUAGAGAAGAUUGUUAGAAAAAUUGUAAAUAAGAACAGAGGUUGUUAGAUAAAAUUAGAAAGAACCUAAAUAAAAGCCAUAUCCAUUUCCAAAAUUUCUUUGUAAUAAAGAUUAAAGAAAAGCGAGUUCUUUAACAUUAUAGCGAUUUGCUUCAGAAAUCAUAGAUCCACUUGAAUAAGUAAACAUCCAUGAUUUAGAAGAGAAACUACUAGGGAUAUGUUCAUCUUAAGACAAAAUACAAAGAGAUUAAUUUGUUAAAACUAAUUAUUUGUUUUUAUAUAACUGAUAUGGAUUAUCUCACAUAAGAUGAAGUAGGCGGUAUUGUUGCCAAAGGCCUAGCAGCUCUUUAUUUAGAAAAGCCAUAAUUUCCUAUUGAUUAUCUUGCAAAAUGGCUUCUAACUUACUCAUAAUUGCUUUAAAAAUAAAAGGCAAGAGAAGAAAAAGUAUUGAAUAAAAUUCGAUAUUUAUUAGUAACAAGUUAAAGAAACAAAGGUAAAGGAAUUCAAAGUUUUAACUGAAUAAUUAGCAUUUCUAAAAGAAGAGAGCGAUAGACUCGAGAAUUUGUAAAAAGAGAAACAUGAAUAAUUUUUAGAAUCAAUUAAAUAGGCAAAAUAUCAUGAUGAAUUCUUAGGGGAUGUAUUUUGUGAUUAUGUUGCAAAUCGAUUUGUAAUUAUGAUAUGUAAUGACAGAGAGUUAACACUUAUGUUUGUGAACUUGAUUUUCCAAGAAAGGAGAUUGAUCAAAAUUUGGAAGACGAUGAAAACGCUCAUAUUAAUUUAGAGGGAGCAAAGCUUUUGACCUAUGUAUAUGCUGAUUAGAAUUCAAAAUUCUUGAUUGGCUAAAAUUUACUUCCAGAAACAGGAGUUACAUAUGAUGCAUUAAAAGAACCAUAACCAGAUGAAAAUGGAGAAGUAAUUUAAACAAAUGGCAUUUAUAUAUCAAAUGUUGUUAAAGAGCCUAGAAUAGUAUAUCAUAAGUGGCCGAAAUUAGGAGCAUAUUAUGCUAUACCUUUAAUUUAUUAAAGCUGUUUAUAUGAAUAAUCAUUUGAUCAAGGAAUUGAAUAGAGAUCUCAAUAUUUAAUUUUAAAAGAAAAUUAAGAUAAGGAAAGAUCAGCGAAAGAAGCAGAAUUCGAAGAGAGACUUGAAUCUGAGGAUCCAGCUGUAAUAGAAUAGGAAAAAUAAGCAUAUUUAGCUGGUUUAGAACCUCUUUUGGAACCAUCUUUUGCUUAACAAAAAAAAGAGUAUGUUUUUUGUAUCGACUCUUUGGGAUAGGAUAGGGAAAUUCCAGAAAAUCAUAGAUAGGAGAUUUUUGAUUUGGUUAAUCUGCUAAUUAAAUAAUGGGAAUUACAAGAAAUAUAAUCAAUGAAGGCAGACGUAGAAUUACAAUUACAAUAUUAAGCCUCACUUGGUGCUCCAUACAAAGAGAUACUUGAAACUUGGGCAUUGGAGGAAGAAUAAUAUGUUGAAACUCAUUAAGAAAAGUUAGCAGAAUUUAAAGAAAAUGAAAAAUUAUUUUAAUAUGAGGUUGAUUGUUUAAGAUUAGAAAGAUUAAGAGAGAAAUUAAGUGAUAAAGAAUUUAUUUAACCACUUUUAAAUCUGAAUAAUUGUAGAAUAAUAAAAUUCAACUCUAUCAUUUAGUCAGGGCUUUAUUUAAUUGGUUCAAAUAAAGCUGAUAUUAAUCUUCCUGAUACAAAUAGAUUAAAUAUAAGAAAAUUGGUUCUUGAUGAAAAUCUAAUUUAAUAAAUUGUGUCUUAUAAUCAUAGAGGACCUAAACCAGAACCAUAAUAUAAAUGGUGUUAUGUUGAUCGAGUAUAGAAGAGGAUUGAAAAAAUUGAAUAAGAAUAGGUAGAUGCUUACAAUUUGAUUUUGGGAAGAAUGCUUAAAUUUUUGUAAUUGACAUGUAAAUUAAGAAAAUUAGAUAUUGAAAUUAGAAAAGAAAUUAUUGCUAAUAAAAGAAAGUAAAUUGAAUAAUUAAAGGAAGAAGCAACUAAAUUGGUUGAGCUCAAAGAAGCUGCAUUAAAAGAACACAAAGAAUAAGUAAAUUAUCUUUUUAUUUAAGUUAUCGCCUGAAGAAUAAGAAGAGUUUAAUCAAGAAGAAUGGGAAGCUAAUUUUGAUAGUGAACAUCCAAUGCCAGAAAUACCAGAAAAUCCAGCUGAUGAAAUUGAUGAUGAUUAUAUAGUAGAUCAACCUCAAUAAUGA
This is a messenger RNA of Paramecium sonneborni, 2945 nucleotides long. Lineage: Eukaryota; Ciliophora; Oligohymenophorea; Peniculida; Parameciidae. The record is from the annotation of a GenBank genome assembly.